This is a messenger RNA of Penicillium canariense, 807 nucleotides long. Its product is annotated as 40S ribosomal protein eS4. Lineage: Eukaryota; Fungi; Ascomycota; Eurotiomycetes; Eurotiales; Aspergillaceae. Gene Ontology annotation, cellular component: cytosolic small ribosomal subunit; ribosome. Gene Ontology annotation, molecular function: structural constituent of ribosome; RNA binding. Bases 22 to 807 code for a protein of 261 amino acids. The transcript has 5 exons. Gene Ontology annotation, biological process: translation. The record is from RefSeq and is a predicted model, not a curated record.
CAGGUCGACAAAUCCAUCACAAUGGCUCGCGGACCUAAGAAGCACCAGAAGCGCCUUAGCGCGCCCUCGCACUGGCUGCUGGACAAAAUGUCCGGCACCUACGCGCCCAAGGCCUCCCCCGGUCCUCACAAGCUCCGGGACUGCCUGCCCUUGAUCGUCUUCAUCCGUAACCGUCUGAAGUACGCCCUCAACGGUCGCGAGGUCAAGGCCAUCAUGAUGCAGCGUCUGGUCAAGGUUGACGGCAAGGUCCGCACCGACACCACCUACCCCGCUGGCUUCAUGGACGUCAUCUCUCUCGAGAAGACCGGCGAGCACUUCCGUCUCAUCUACGACACCAAGGGCCGUUUCACCGUCCACCGCAUCCAAGCUGAGGAGGCUGAGUUCAAGCUCUGCAAGGUCAAGCGUGUUCAGCUUGGCAAGGGCGGGAUCCCAUUCUUGGUUACGCACGAUGCGCGAACCAUCCGCUACCCUGACCCCGCGAUCAAGGUCAAUGACACCGUCAAGGUUGACAUUGCCACUGGCAAGAUCUCCGACUUCGUCCGCUUCGACACCGGUGUUGUCUGCAUGGUUACUGGUGGUCGUAACAUGGGUCGUGUCGGUGUCGUCACUCACCGUGAGCGCCACGAUGGUGGUUUCAACAUCGUCCACGUUAAGGACGCCAUUGACAACACCUUCGCCACCCGUGAGUCCAACGUCUUCGUCAUCGGCCAGGACAAGCCCUGGAUCUCCCUGCCCAAGGGCAAGGGUGUCAAGCUCUCCAUCUCUGAGGAGCGUGACCGCCGCCGUGCUAACGUUAUUGCCGCUUAA